This is a messenger RNA of Syzygium oleosum, 1443 nucleotides long. Its product is annotated as electron transfer flavoprotein subunit alpha, mitochondrial. Gene Ontology annotation, cellular component: mitochondrion. Bases 170 to 1252 code for a protein of 360 amino acids. NCBI's taxonomy places the organism in Eukaryota, Viridiplantae, Streptophyta, Magnoliopsida, Myrtales, Myrtaceae. Gene Ontology annotation, molecular function: electron transfer activity; flavin adenine dinucleotide binding. The transcript has 8 exons. The record is from RefSeq and is a predicted model, not a curated record.
GGGGUGAGUUGGAUAGGAAUGCCACCGGGAUCUACUCUCGACGCACGCAUCGUGCAGCACUCAUACUCAUCAUACGAAGACGAUGCAGAACAGGAUUCGGGAUUGAUAAAAGCAGCUCUCCACUUUGACCCGGAAACGAGAAUCCGGUGAAGUGUCGGAGGAGGGAACAAUGGCGACCCGUGCGCUCAUCGGAGCUCUCAGCAAAGCCACCUUUCGGCUGCCUACCCACCGAUUUCUUUCCGUCGGUCCCAUUCCGAGAUUUGCUAGCACGUUGGUUAUAGCCGAACACGAAGGCGGUUCUAUCAAGGCGCCAUCACUGAGUGCAGUCGAGGCGGCAAAGUCUCUGGACAAGGACAAUUCAAUUUCGAUGCUGUUGGCUGGCUCGGGUCCUUCCUUACAAGAAGCAGCUGCCCAUGCUGUCUCGUGUCAUCCUUCGGUUUCUAAGGUACUUGUUGCUGAUUCAGAUAAAUUUAUGCAUCCUCUUGCAGAACCUUGGGCAAGACUGAUCCAGCUGGUUCAGCAGAGAGAGAAUUUCUCGCAUAUAGUUGCUGCCUCUGGUUCAUUUGGGAAGAAUAUACUCCCUCGAGCUGCUGCCCUCUUAGAUGUCUCUCCAGUGACUGAUGUUGUAGAAAUUUCAGAAUCAACAAAGUUUGUUAGGCCCAUUUAUGCUGGAAAUGCACUAUGUACAGUUCGAUAUACUGGUGCUCACCCUUGUAUGUUGACCAUCAGAUCCACAUCAUUUCAGGUGCAACCUGAUUCCACAGAGACAAAGGCUCACAAUGCUCCUAUUUCUCAGGUUGAUCUCUCAACCUUUGAGGCAGAUACAAUUGGUAAAUCUCAAUAUGUGAAACUGACAUCCCAAGAGAGUGAACGCCCUGAUCUUGGUAAUGCACGGAUUGUGGUCACCGGCGGUCGAGGACUGAAAAGUGCCGAAAACUUCAAAAUGUUAGAGAAGCUAGCAGAAAAGCUUGGUGCAGCAGUGGGUGCUACACGUGCUGCUGUUGAUGCGGGGUUUGUUCCAAACGACCUCCAGGUUGGUCAAACUGGAAAAAUUGUUGCCCCAGAAUUAUACCUGGCUUUUGGUGUUUCUGGAGCCAUCCAACACCUUGCAGGCAUGAGAGAUUCCAAGGUCAUAGUCGCUGUAAAUAAAGAUGCAGAUGCUCCUAUUUUUCAGGUUGCUGAUUACGGGCUUGUCGGCAAUCUUUUUGAGGUUAUACCAGAGUUGCUAGAGAAGCUUCCUGAGAAGAAAUAGACCAUUGUAGAUAGAGUAAUAAAAAAAAAAAUGGGAUGUCAUGUAAAGUUAAAAUUUGGAAAAGGUCAUUGGAGUAAAGUGAACUCCAUCUCUCUGCAAAUUAUUCAGCUUCUCUGCUUUUCAUUUCAGUACUAUUGAAAUGUUCUCUAAAUGUUCUUAAUGUUUUAGCAUAUGACGUUGGUUCACCAAAA